GAAACACAGCAGUGACGCUUUCCUCAGAGCAAAGAAAUCUUUCUCAGAACUGCAGCUAGACAGGAUCUUUAUCAACUCUUUUUUUUUUUUUUUCUUUUUUUUUACCAGACCUCGCUGGGCACAAACUACACAAGAUGUCGGGAUUUUUAAUGUAACAUCAACAACCUACAGAUAGAUGCCUUUAAAAGACAUUACCUCAUCAUAACCAUGGCAUCCGUCUCGCUUGUGCUUCUGCUGUGGAUGUAUAUUUAUGUUGUGAUAAAAGUGACUGGAGCAUCAUCGUGUGGGAAUGUCUACACGCCUGCGCCUGUGGUUUUGGCUGGAUCUCCGGUUUCUGUGUCCUGCUCCAUCGAGGAAGACUGCCCCCUGACCAAAGGCAAAGUGUUUUACGUGCAGUGGAGGAUCGACGGCCAGGUUGUCCCAAGAAAUUACACCAAUCAGGAGAGUAACAUGACAUACAGUGUGCUCAUACCUCGCCUUCAAGACACAAGCGCAAGCAUACUCUGUCUUGUGUGUGUUCAGGAGGACUGCCAGAUUGUGGAUGGAGUGGAAGUUAAAAAUGGAAAUCCGCCAGUUCCUCAUAACCUGAGCUGUGCUUUGACUUUAGUGAAAAUGCCCAGCCUCCGGUGUGACUGGAAUCCUGUUCAGGAAAUAGCAAAUCUUCCUACCAACUAUACUCUGCAUUUAUUUAGGGCCAAGUCACAAAAGGUUUAUGCGGUCCCACCCGGGCAGCACUUCUACGUGGUUCCACGGGACGCAUACGGCUAUUUUACUGAGCUGGAGAUUUCUGUGACAGCAGCGAAUGUCUUUGGAAACACAACCACUGAUCCUCUGAAACUCACCCCUUUGAACACAGUGAAGUUUGAUCCUCCAAGUAUUACCAGGAUUGAAGCUCACAGGUAUGGCUGUUUAAAAUACAGCUGGAGUCUUUCGGAGACUCAGAAAUGGCUGCAGUUGACCUUCAUUGUGCAGUUAAGAUUGAAAACCGUGAACAACCAGCCAAACAAAGACCUGGUUUAUACCUCCAGGCAGUUACAGCUAAAUCCGAUUGAAGUGUGUAGCCUCCUCCAUUGGACAGAUUACAGAAGCACAGUGAGAGUGAAAUAUUAUGCAACUAGUGAAUGGAGUGAAUGGAGUGACCCAAAAACUGCUACAACACUUAAUAAGGCUCCAGCAGGCCGUCUGGACACUUGGCUUAAAGUGAACAAUCAGACCGCACAACUCUACUGGAAGCCCUCACAGCAGUUCCGUGCCAAUGGCCAGAAUUUAUCAUACAGCGUGGACUCAAAGGACACUAAAAAGAGACUGUGUGUUACAACAGAAACCUACUGCUUUUUCAGUCUCACCAAGUGGGAUAAAAAGAUCUCCCUGAGAGCCAGGAAUGAAGUGGGAUUCUCUGAUCAUAAUGAAGUACCAGUAGCAGUGCACAGGAACAAAGGCUUGGAGCCUGUGUCUAACUUCAGCGUUCAUCCUCAAUCCAACACGUCUCUGCAUGUGAUCUGGAAAAGCCCAGCGUUCUCCAAUGUCACUUCAUAUGUGCUGGAGUGGAGAUCUCUGUGCGGGACCACAGCAGCUCCACUGUCCUUCACACUGAUUCACAAAAACAAGAGCAAUACUACACUCACAGGAUUAGAGCCUUCCAAGCCCUACGAGAUCUCGAUUUAUCCCAGAUACGUGAAGGGGAUCGGACGUCCUGUGACUGUACUGGCUUACAGCAGUGAGAAAGCACCCUCUGAUGCUCCAGAGCUGAAUUAUGAGGAGAUCAGUCGUUCACACCUCAAAUUUCACUGGGGCCAAAUCCCCCUCGAAAAGAGAAAUGGGAUCAUCCAAGGAUAUAGGUUUUACUUCUGGCACAAUAAGAACGAAAUCAAAGAGAUAAUGACUACGGAGACCAGCGUUGAGGUGAAGGAUCUUCAACCACACACUAAAUAUCAUGCCCUUUUAUCCAUUUGUACCAAGGGCGGAUGUGUUAACGGAUCAUUUUCGACCCUGACAACUGAACGUUUGGAUGGAAUUGAGAUGGUGAUAUUUGUUAUCCCAGCAUGCAUUGGUGCAUCUCUCCUCGUCAUCAUUAUUGUGUUUACCUGUUUUGGGAAACAAGAACGGGUGAAGAUGUGUUUGUGGCCUAUAAUUCCCGAUCCGGCCAACAGCAGUAUUAAGAGGUGGACGACUACAGACUCACUACAGGGCUUGCCUGCAUUUAAAGAAGACAAGGACCCAGUGCUGGUGUAUCUGUCCCACCUGAGUCUCCUCGAUAUGACUGAGAAAGAGCCUUUUAAGAGCGGCUACGUGAAGGAGAACCAGUGGCCAGACGAUCUGAACAUCCACGCUGAUACUCAGAGCUGCGACCUGGAGCUGGAGCGGGAAUCUGUGCCGUACGCCACUGUACUUUUCAGCACUCCGUAUCAGAUCAAUUCCUCCAAUCCUCCAGCUUAUGUGCGCUCUGAGUCCACACAGCCGCUGUUAGCAGGAGACGAGCCGGGCAGUCCUCCACCGCCAUAUGAGAACGUGCCCAGAGGUGGCGCUGUUUCUGCACUGAACCGCUUCUCUGCAUUCUCUCAGUCCACUCAAAGCGAGGAGAGCGACGAACUCUGGGAGGAAUUUCCCAUGCUCAGAUCUUUGGAGGUCAAUCACAUCUAAACUCGCAUUCAUCCAAUCCUACGGUGGCUGAGAGAGCUUAAAGCAGUGUUUCCCCAACCCGGUUCCUGAAGGCACACCAACAGUACACAUUCAAACACUCCCUAAUCAAACACACCUGAA
Molecule: messenger RNA, 2760 nt
Organism: Danio rerio (zebrafish)
Lineage: Eukaryota; Metazoa; Chordata; Actinopteri; Cypriniformes; Danionidae
Source: RefSeq, a predicted model, not a curated record